UAACAUAAGAGUAUGCUCAGAAAGCCUAAGCUAAUGAGAUUUUGUUCGUGUUUGGCUAGGAUCUUGUCUCCAAUUUAGACAGAAUUAGAAAAAAUAAACAUACAAGCCAUCGGCCGCGAACACUUUGGGUGAGGAAGAAAAACACUCAAUCUCAAUUUCCUCAGAACCAGGUUAAUUAAAAUGGUGGCAAAACAUCAUUUUACACGAGUGGACACGAUGGAGCUGAAAAAUCUUAUUUAUCAGAAGAUUGGGCAUGCGAGAGCAGAAAAGUACUUUGAUCAGCUGAAAAGAUUUUUCAGUUUACAGCUUAGCAAGGUCGAAUUCGAUCAGAGUUGCAUAAAAACAAUUGGAAGAGAGAAUCUCUCUCUUCAUAACCGGCUUAUUCAAUCCAUUCUCCAGAACGCUUGUCAGGCUAAAGUUCCCCCACCAAAAGCUAGGAAACCUAAAGCACCUCUUGGGGUUAAAGUUGCGAAUGGUUACCAAAGAAAUUGUAUGCAAUCUCUCUAUGGCGAUGCAUUUCCCCUGUCUCCUCGCAGGCAUAGAUCUCCUGUCAACAGGGAUCGUAAGUUUCGGGAUCGCCCAAGUCCACUUGGACCGCUAGGAAAGAGCCCUAGCACCACAUUUGAAGAAACUAGUCCAAGAAUACACGAACAACAAAGUGGAGCAGAACUGAAUUGUCUCAGUAGCAGACCACCUAUUGAAGUUGCUCCUGUUGAAGAAGGGGAAGAGGUUGAACAAUUUGCUGGAAACUUAGGCAUUCGGAGGCGAAGCCCUAUUACCGCUCCGUUUGGUGUUUCAAUAAACAUGGGUUGCUCUCGUAAAGCUCUUCAACGCAGUUUCGUGUUUAACACUUGUCAAAAUGGUGGCGAGUUACCUGAUACGAAAAUGUUGAGGAGUUGUUUGGAGAAAAAGUUGGAGUUGGAGGGGGUUGGAAUUUCAUCGGAUUGCGCUAACCUGUUAAAUAAUAGUUUGGAUGCGUAUUUGAAGAGGUUAAUUGAACCUUGUAUGGAGAUUGCAAGAUUGCCAGGUAAUCAUAUGCACGAGGGAGAGUUAAACGGUCAAAUAAGUGCCAGAGGGAACGGGGCAUUACUUGGAAGUUAUGCACAAAGACCAAGCCACUCGACAUUUGUAAGUAUGUCUGAUUUUCGUGUUGCUAUGGAGUUGAAACCUCAUAUUCUUGGGGAAAAUUGGCCAGUAAAACUUGAGAAGAUCUGCGCUCGUGCCUUUGAGUAAACAGAAUUGAUAACGAGCAACUCACUAUUGGACAGGUUGCUAAAGGCAGCUCCUGAAAUGCUCUUUUGAUGCAUAUUGAUUCUUUGUUGUAUAUUGAUCACCAAUUAUAAGUGGUACCCUGAAGCAUCACAAAAGAAGACGCAAUUUGUUACUUAAAUUUUGAGUUUCUUAGGCUGGUUGCAGUUAAAUGUUAUUAAUGCUAGUUGCUAGGAAGGGAGUUAUGUUUAUACGACCAUUUUAGUCAUUUGAUAGUACUUAACGCUCCGUAAUCUCUAGAUCUUGAACAUCAUUCUUCAAGUUACAUGUUAUGUAACAAUCAGUUUCUGAAUGAAAUAAAGCCUUCUUAUUUUCAAUA
This is a messenger RNA of Olea europaea var. sylvestris, 1588 nucleotides long. RefSeq lists its product as uncharacterized. NCBI's taxonomy places the organism in Eukaryota, Viridiplantae, Streptophyta, Magnoliopsida, Lamiales, Oleaceae. The record is from RefSeq and is a predicted model, not a curated record. The transcript is spliced from 2 exons. Gene Ontology annotation, cellular component: SAGA complex. Gene Ontology annotation, molecular function: transcription coactivator activity. Gene Ontology annotation, biological process: regulation of transcription by RNA polymerase II. Bases 181 to 1233 code for a protein of 350 amino acids.